Molecule: messenger RNA, 1557 nt
Organism: Pediculus humanus corporis (human body louse)
Lineage: Eukaryota; Metazoa; Arthropoda; Insecta; Psocodea; Pediculidae
Product: protein croquemort, putative
Exons: 8
Coding region: 1-1557 (518 amino acids)
Cellular component (GO): membrane; cytoplasm
Molecular function (GO): scavenger receptor activity
Source: RefSeq, a predicted model, not a curated record
AUGAAAACGGCAGAAAAAUUAGGAAUUAUCGGUACGACGAUAUCAAUUUUUGGUAUAGGAUUCGGUUGGGGUGUUUUCCCAUGGUUGAUAAGAAUGCAAAUCGGAAGAGUUAGUUUAUCACCGGGUUCUGAAACACGAGAAUUUUGGGAAAAAAUACCAUUUCCGAUAGAUUUUAAAAUUCACAUAUUUAAUAUAACCAAUCACGUGGAAGUACAAAACGAAGGGAAAAUUCCUAACCUACAGGAAAUCGGUCCUUAUUAUUACAAGGAAUGGAAAGAAAAAUCGGAAAUGAUUGAUUAUGAAAAUGAUGAUUCGAUAACGUUUUUCAUGAAAAACACGUGGUUUGAUAACAAAGAAAAAACAUUACCACUUACCGGUGAUGAAAUGGUUAUCAUACCAAAUCCAAUAUUAGUCGGAUUAAUAACGGCAGCUGAAAGAGAAAAAAAAGGGGUUUUACCAAUGAUAAACAAAGCGAUACCCAUUUUGUUUAACAAACCCGAUUCUGUUUUUUUAAAAAUAAAAGUUUACGAUUUAUUAUUCGGCGGUAUUAUAUUUAAUUGCACAACGAAAGAUUUUUCCGCAUCCGCCGUUUGCGCCGUUUUAAAAAAAGAAGCGCCAUUUUUGGAAACCGUUAGCCGAAGCGUAUUUAAAUUUUCUAUAUUGAAUCAGAAAAAUGGUACCGAAGAACCGUUGAAAUUACAAAUAAAACGAGGUAUUAAAGAUUAUACGGAAGUCGGAAAAGUUAUCGGAGCAAAUGGAAAAAAUAAAUUGACCAAUUGGAGAGGGAGACCUUGUAAUAAUUUAGAAGGUACCGAUGGUACCAUAUUUCCAUCCGAUAUAUCCGAACAUCAAGAUAUAUGGUCGUUUAAUUUAGAAUUAUGCAGGUCGAUCCCAGCAAAAUUCGUUAGGAAAAGUGAAUAUAAAGGUAUACCGGCUUUUCGGUACAACGUGACCAUUGGUGACACGUCAACUGAUCCUUCAUUAAAAUGUUUAUGCAUAAACGAUACGUUUUGUUGGAAAAAAGGCGCCAUGGAAUUGUUAAAAUGUUCAGGACUUCCGGUGGUGGCAACACUUCCGCAUUUUUACGAUUCACACGAAGAUUUUUUAAACGGUGUCAAAGGUUUAAGUCCAAAUGAAGAAAAUCACAGUAUUUUUUUCGACAUAGAACCGAUGACGGGAACUCCGCUUUAUGCGAAAAAAAGAAUACAAUUUUCAUUUCCUUUGGGAAAAAUAAAUAAAAUCGACUUAACGAAAAAUUUACCGGAUACGCUAUUACCUUUUCUAUGGGUCGAAGAAAGCAUCGAACUUCCGGAUUAUUUGAUCGAUAAGUUAAACAGCGAACUUUUUAGAAUUUUACAAUUUCUCGACGUCAUCAAAUGGGUUAUAACACUUUUUGGUGCUGGUGUCGUGAGCGGAGGCGUGGGAUUAUAUUACAAGGAAAAAAAUUCUCUACCCAUAACUCCGACGUCGUCUGCUACGAGUAAAAAAAUUGACAAUCCAACGGAUAAAACGACAACCCACGAAUUGGGUCACACGAAUUUCGGGUACAUAAAUUAA